Messenger RNA from Spodoptera frugiperda (fall armyworm), 7403 nucleotides. RefSeq names its product fatty acid synthase-like. Gene Ontology annotation, biological process: fatty acid biosynthetic process. The record is from RefSeq and is a predicted model, not a curated record. Gene Ontology annotation, molecular function: fatty acid synthase activity; oxidoreductase activity; 3-oxoacyl-[acyl-carrier-protein] synthase activity. Lineage: Eukaryota; Metazoa; Arthropoda; Insecta; Lepidoptera; Noctuidae.
GAUAAUCUGAGUGAAAUAAUUGUUUACCAAAAAAGUUAUUGUGUAAUUAAAGAUGGCGCCGACAACUAUAGCUGAGGACAGGCUGCAGUCGGGACACCGGCUGUCGCAUCCUCCGCCCGGAGACGAGGUCCUCAUCACAGGCGUGUCGGGAUACUUCCCCGACUCGGACUCCGUCAUACACCUGCAGGAAAACCUUUUUAAUAAGGUAGACUUAGUAAGUAAUAAUGCUGGUCGUUGGAAGCUGGUUCACCCUGAGAUCCCGCAUCGUACGGGCAAGAUCAACAACCUCAAUAAGUUUGACGCAUCCUUCUUCGGUGUCCACUACGAACAGGCACACACGAUGGAUCCCAUGUGCAGGAUGAUGUUGGAGAAGGUUUAUGAAGCUGUAUAUGACGCUGGUAUAAACCCCAAAGAACUCCGUGGCAGAAAAGUCGGCGUGUUUAUGGGAACGAGCUUCUCAGAAUCAGAGAAAAUGUGGUUCUACGAGAAGAUGCAGAUUAAUAAUUAUGGCAUUAGCGGAUGUUCUCGUGCCAUGUUGGCCAACCGUAUCUCCUACUGGUUGGGAGUGACCGGUCCCUCGUACACCGUAGACACUGCCUGCUCCAGUUCCCUUUACGCUCUGGUGCAUGCCUAUAAAGCCAUCCGCGAUGGUCACUGUGAUGCUGCCAUUGUCGGGGGAACCAACUUGUGCCUCCAUCCUUAUGUGUCAUUACAGUUUGUGAGAUUGGGAUUGUUAUCUCCUGAGGGUGCUUGCAAAAGUUUCGACAACAGUGCCAAUGGCUAUGUUCGUUCUGAAGCGAUUGUUGCUAUCUUCUUACAGAAGGCUAAGGAUUCCAGAAGGGUCUACGCUCAAGUAGUCUACGGAAAGACCAACUGUGAUGGUUACAAAGAGCACGGCAUCUCGUACCCUGCUAGUGCUACUCAAAAAGUACUACUAAAGGAGUUCUACGAAGAAUGUGCCAUACCUCCAUCCAUUGUAGAAUUCUUGGAAGCUCAUGGCACAGGUACUAAAGUCGGUGAUCCUCAGGAGUUGGAAGCCAUUGAUGAGAUCUUUUGCACCGAUCGCAAGGGCCCACUAUUGAUCGGUUCUAUUAAGUCCAAUUUAGGACACACCGAGCCUGCUUCUGGACUCUGUUCUAUUGCUAAGAUGUGUAUAGCUUACAACACUGGCUACAUUCCUCCGAAUAUUCAUUUCAAAACACCUCGUGAAGGAGUAGCAGCCCUGGCUGAGAACAGGAUGUCAGUGGUCACUGACAAAACUCCUUGGGGCAGAGGCAUGUCAGGAGUCAACAGCUUCGGAUUCGGAGGAGCCAACGCUCACGCUCUGUUGAAGGAUGUCGCUAGAGCGAAGGUUAACAACGGUAUACCAUCAGACAGCUUACCUCGUCUCGCCUGUGUAUCAGGUCGUACGGUUUCCGCGGUAGCCAGGAUUCUCGAUGAUUUGGAGUCCAGGACAGCAGAUGUUGAUCAGAUCCGUCUGCUGCAUGCUAUUCAUGAUGAUGAUAUUGCAGGGCAUGAUUUUAGAGGAUACAUUCUGCUAGGUUCAACCCCAACCAAGAGCGUGCAGCUAGCACGUGAGAUCCAGUACUUCUCAGGAGUGCGUCGCCCAGUGUGGUUCGUGUACUCGGGUAUGGGCUCCCAGUGGGCCGGUAUGGCCAAGGAGCUCAUGAGGAUCCCCGUCUUUGCUGCUGCUAUUGAGAAGUGCCACAAAGCUCUAGAACCUAAAGGCAUCAACCUGACGAAGAUCGUCACUGAGAACGACCCCAAGAUCUACGACAACAUCCUCAACUCCUUCAUCGGUAUCGCCGCUGUACAGAUCGGUCUCACUGAUGUACUGAAGACUAUUGGCAUUGAACCUGACUACAUUAUUGGUUACAGUGUUGGUGAUUUUGGUUGUGCAUACGCUGAUGGUUGUUUAACUACAGAGGAAGUGAUAUUAUCCGCUUACAACAGAGGUCUAGCAUUAGUGAAUAAACCUUACUUCAAGGAUUCAAUGGCUGAUAUCAGUAUUGGAUACCAUCAGGAUGUGGUUAAAAAUUUCAAACGAUCACGUUCAGAGAAGUGGGUUUCCAUGCCAUUACUGAAAGAAUGUAGAAAUCUGAAGCCAUCCGCCAAUAGUUACACGAAUGGUGUUGAGACUCCAGAAUUAUUCGAGGAAACAGCCCGUCUGAUCCACGCUAACGCGAUCACCAUCGAGAGCCCCCACGGCCUGCUGCAAGCUAUCCUGCGCAGGUCUCUGAAGAAGGACGUCGUCAACGUCGCUCUGACACAGAAGGCCCACCCGGACAAUGUCCAGGUUCUGUUCACUGCCUUCGGAAGGCUGUAUGAGGCCGGUCUGAACCCACAUCUAGCCAACAUCUACCCACAUGUGCCAUUUCCCGUGUCACAGGGUACGCCUAUGCUUUCUCAUCUCGUUGAGUGGGAACAUCGUGAGAAUUGGUUUGUAGCAUCUUUUAAAGACCUGGACAAGAUAAAAAUUGGUGAGAGGACGGUUCCGAUGUCUAUGAAUGAUGAAUUCAAGUACAUGACUGGUUACGUCAUAAAUGGUUGUAACUUAUACCCUGUCACCGGUUACCUGUUCUUGGUAUGGGAGACCCUCGGAAUGAUGAUGGGAGAACCUUACACUGAAGUAUCAGUAGUCUUUGAAAACGUGCGCUUCCAAAGAGCCACCAGUAUUCCUAAAGAAGGAAAACUGGAGUUUACCAUCACAAUUCACAAAAAGACUGGCAACUUUGAGAUCUUAGAGAGCAGCGCUUCCAUCGUGACUGGUCGUAUCUACGCCAAGAAGAAUGUCGGCCAAGACUUCAGAGCACUCCCACACUUGCCAGAAGCCAGUGGCCCUGGCAUCAAGCACUUGCUGACCAAGGACUUCUACAAAGAACUGCGUCUCAGAGGAUACCAGUACAGCGGUCUGUUCCGUGGCGUCAUCGGUUGCAACGUCGAAGGUACUCGCGGUCGUCUCUCCUGGGUCAAUAACUGGGUCACCUUCAUGGACUGCAUGCUGCAGAUGAAGAUCAUCGGCCAAGACACCAGGGGUCUCUUCGUACCCACCAGGAUUGAGAAGCUCUCUAUCGAUGCUCCCAUGCAUUGUAAUGCGAUAUCAAAGAUGAAUCGUGCCUCGCAUAACAAGUCAUUUGAGGUUCGCGUAUACCCAGAUCUUAACGUUAUUAGGGCUGGCGGUAUCGAAAUAAGAGGUCUUCAUACUACAUCCAUUGUUAAAAGACAACCUCCAGAAGUACCUGUAUAUGAGAAACACUCAUUUAUCCCUAACUUCGGAAGAUACAAGAUGAAGAUCGAAGAUGUGCUGCGUACAAACGUCCAGUUGGUUUUCGAGAAUAUUCAAACACACAUAGUCAAGAGCAUUGAGUUAGUCGAUGAAGAAUACAAGAAGAAUGAUCUAAAACCUAUCCUAGAAACCAUUGGAAGUAUUCUUGCAGAUCUGCCUUUCGCUCAAGGCGAUCUUCUGAUGAUUUCUGAAGAACCGAUUAAUGUGCCUUCAAAUAUAACAGUCGAUAAUAGAAAAUUGCUCAGAGAAAGUAACACCAUAUUGUUCAUUGGUGCUAAUCUCCUUGGUAGACCCAAGAUAUUUCAACAAGCAAUCGGGACACUAUGCGAUAAUGCCUUCAUUAUGAGUCGUGAAAAGGAAAACCCCAGUAUUAAAAAAUACUCAGAUAUUGACAUCGUGACGUGUUACGAUACUGGCUCCGAAUACUUGGUGUUGUUACGAAAACGCGUGGAGGCCAAACCAGCCAAAUUCGUCAGGGUUUCGGCGGCUGAUGAUACUUUCUCUUGGGUAGACGAAAUCAAGAAAGAACUUAAAGAAAACCAAAAACUAGUCCUUUAUGCACAAGAUGGACCUAUCAACGGUCUUCUAGGAUUAGUGAACUGUUUGAGGAAGGAGCCUGGUGGUGAGAUCGUGUAUGGUCUCCUUAUUUCUGACCCAUCUGCUCCACCAUUCAACCCUGACUUGGAAUUCUAUGAAGAACAGCUCAAUAAGGAUUUGAUCUUCAACGUAUAUAAGGACGGUCAAUGGGGGACUUACCGACAUCUUUCUUUGGACUUGGACACAGUUCGUGCCGACCAUGCCUAUGUCAAUGCUCUUACCAUCGGAGAUUUCUCCUCACUAAAAUGGAUAGAAGGAACGAUUAAGGAAAACCAUGUUUUAAUGGAUAAAGAAAAAGUGCUAGUCCACGUAUACUGUGCUGCAUUGAACUUCCGUGACAUUAUGACUGCUAGCGGUCGUGUCACAGUAGACGCUGUGGCUAGCGAUCGUCUUGCAGAGGAGUGCGUGAUAGGGACAGAAUUUGUAGGAAAGACCAUCAACGGCACUCGUGUCAUGGGUAUGGUCCGUAACCGUGGUAUAGCGAACUUGGUUGAGGGAGACAGGCAGAGCCUGUGCCCCAUCCCUGACGAGUGGAGCUUCGAAGAAGCGGCUACUGUACCUAUCGCUUAUGGAACUGUGUAUUACGCUAUGAUCAUGGUUGGUGAGAUGCAACGUGGAGAGUCCAUCCUCAUCCACGCUGGUUCCGGAGGAGUAGGUCAGGCCGCCAUCAACGUGGCGCUCUACUACGGCUGCGAGGUCUUCACCACCGUCGGUACCGCGGAGAAGAGAGCCUUCAUCAAGAAGCUGUUCCCACAACUUAAAGACAGCCACAUCGGCAACUCCCGUGACACUUCCUUCGAGGACAUGAUCAGGCGCGAGACCAACGGCAAGGGAGUCGACAUGGUGCUCAACUCCUUGUCUGAUGAUAAACUACAGGCGUCCGUCCGUUGCUUGGCGUUCAGAGGUCGCUUCCUCGAGAUCGGCAAGUUCGAUAUGAGUAACGACACCGACAUUGCCAUGUACUUCUCAUCAAAGGAACUCACUUUCCGAGGGAUCACGCUGAGCCACAUCUUCAAUCAGGAUGUUAUGAUUAGAAAGCGCCUGCAAGACCUGCUCCUGAGUGGUAUCCAGAACGGCGCCGUCAGACCUCUGACUUACUGCACGUUUGAGGCUAAUGAAGUUGAAAAUGCCUUCCGUUACAUGGCUGCCGGUAAACACAUCGGAAAGGUGAUCAUCAAAAUCCGUGAAGAAGAGCACAGCAAUCAUCCCAUUAGACCGGUCUCGAUGCCCAUUGAUGCUAUACCUAGGUACAUCUGCCACGAAGACCAGGUGUACAUAGUAGUCGGUGGUCUCGGAGGCUUCGGACUGGAGCUGGCUGACUGGCUCAUCAUGCGAGGCGGCAGGAAGAUCCUGCUCACUUCCCGCAGAGGCAUCACCAACGGAUACCAGUCUUCACGACUGAGGGCUUGGGCAUCAUACGGUGCUGACGUUCAAUUUUCAACACAUGAUGUCUCCACUGAGUCUGGAUGCGAGGAAAUGCUUAAGAUGGCGCUCAGUAUGGGACCAGUCUGUGCUAUCUUCAACUUGGCUGUCAUCCUGAGGGAUUCCAUCUUCGAGAAUCAAACUCCUGAAGCCUUCAAAAUAUCGUUUGCAUCAAAGGCACUUACUACCAUGAAUUUGGAUAAACUGUCGAGGAAACUGUGUCCAGGCUUAAAGAAUUUCGUGGUCUUUUCAUCCAUGUCCUGUGGUCGUGGUAAUGCUGGACAGACCAACUACGGCUACUCUAACUCUGUGAUGGAGAGGAUCUGUGAAGAGAGGAAGAAGCUUGGUCUCCCAGCUCUGGCUGUGCAGUGGGGAGCUAUUGCAGAUGUGGGUUUAGUGGCUGAAACGCAGGAGGAAGACGUCCAACUUGAGAUCGGAGGAACCCUGCAGCAGAGGAUAUCUUCUUGCUUGACUUCUCUCGACAAGCUGAUGAAAGAGGAUGCUCCUGUCGUGUCUUGUAUUGUAGUGGCUGAGAAGAAGGCUGGAAGCAUAGAAUGUGCUAAUGCAAUUGAUGCUGUUGCACAGAUUAUGGGUAUCAAGAAAUUGAAGUCGAUAUCGCAACAAAGCACUCUAGCCGAAAUGGGUAUGGACAGUAUGGUUGCUGUGGAGAUCAAAAAAACUUUGCAAAGAGAAUUUGACAUAUUCCUCACUGUCUGUGAUAUUAGAAAUUUGACUUUCAGUAGGCUGGCUAAGCUAACAGCACAACGCAGCAGCGAAUCUUCAUCAUCAUCUACAUCAGCAUCAAACCACGUGGAAGGAACCGUCGGUCUUCGUAUGCUGAUGAGGAACUUUGGAAAUGAGGAAACAGCUUCAGAACCGUUUGUGUUCAUGCCUUCCAUGGUCAGAAAUGGAAUCGAAGAUGAGGAAGCUAAUCUGCAUGUACUGGAGCCUAUAAUGUUCAUGGUAUCGGGGUUGGAGGGCUUUGCAUCAUCACUGGAGCCGCUCUGCAGGAAACUAAAGAUCAGAGUCUGCGUGCUUCAGCUAGGCGUGGAGCAUACGAACGAAAAUAUAGAUCAGAUGGUACAUAGAUUAUACCAGACGGUGAUUUCAAAGCUAGCGCCUGGUGCUCCAUUCUGGCUUCUUGGAUACAGUUACGGCACACUCCUUACGUUGGGGCUGGCUUCUAGGUUGGAGAAAGCAGGUUUCAAGGGAACAGUAUUCUGUCUGGACGGUGCCCCCGACUUCCUCUACGCUCUCCUGACAAUGACCAUCAGCUUCAAGAACGACUUCCAGCUGCAGAACAACCUGCUGUGUCACACCGUCGACAUCGUCGCCCCCAACAAUGACGUCACCAAGGGUCUCUUGGAGAAACUGAACGAGAUCGAGUCCUACGACGAGAGAGUCGCUCUAACCAUCAAGACGUCGCCAGUCCAGAGCAAGUACUCCGACAAGUUCAUCGGCAACAUGGCCAGAGCUUCCUUCGACAGGCUGAAGACCAUCCUGGACUUCGACCCGAAGGCCUUCAGGAAGCUGCAGUCCCCCGUCAUCCUCCUUCGUCCCAAGGAGAACCCGUCCUUCGUAGCGGUAGAAGAGAACUACGGACUCGACAAGUACACGGAGAACAGUGUCACCGUGCACUUCCUGGAGGGGAACCACGUGUCCAUCAUUGAGAACAAGGACUGUGCCAACAUCAUCAACAGAGUCUUGGUCGAGAACGAGAGGCAGGAUGGCAAAACCGCUGACAAUGUGGUCACUAGCAUCGUUGAAAACGCGAGAGAAGUCGCAGUCUAAACAUAAGGUGGAGAAUGGACCUUCAAUAAAAAAAUCGUAGUUGUACAAUUAAUUAUUUCACAUUAUAAUUUAACAUAACUCACUGCCGUACUCAGUCCUUAGCAAUUAUUUUUGAUACAAAAUCAUUACUAAGGGAUAGUUUAAGUAAUCUUUUAAUAUCUCUGAGUGCGGCAGUUAUCCAUUAAUUACUUAGUAAGUUAGUGAUAACCCGAUGUAUUUUAUGGGUAGGAUAGAUAGAAAUAUGCAUAUGUAGGAUUAAACAAUAAGGUUUAGUAUUCGAAUUAGUUAUUAAAUGUUGUUUAUCGUU